This is a messenger RNA of Schistocerca americana (American grasshopper), 3880 nucleotides long. RefSeq names its product probable cytochrome P450 6a13. The record is from RefSeq and is a predicted model, not a curated record. The transcript has 6 exons. Gene Ontology annotation, molecular function: monooxygenase activity; heme binding; oxidoreductase activity, acting on paired donors, with incorporation or reduction of molecular oxygen. The coding region runs from base 341 to 1885 and encodes 514 amino acids. NCBI's taxonomy places the organism in Eukaryota, Metazoa, Arthropoda, Insecta, Orthoptera, Acrididae.
GCCUAGCAAACGGGCAGAUCGCACGCGGGCUCAGGUGGUCCCCCUCGUCUGUUAUGCCGCAGGAGACGAGUGGCGGCGAACCGUGCACAACUUGCUGGCGGUCGGCUGGCUGCUUAUACGACCUCACAGACUCCAGUGUUUCGGCAGCACCUGUGACGCACAGUAGUACCAAUGACCUCCCGACUGUGACGAAGUGACUUCAGUGUACGCGCUAGUGGCUACAUUGACAAGUGUCUCGUGAGACAUCAAGUGUACCUCGGACUCUUUACAUCUGCUGUCUGGAAGCCGUUGCUACUGAAGUCCGUGGUCCUCUGUUGUGAAGCUUUGGCUCUCGUCAGCCAUGUGGUGGUCUGUCAGUUUGUGGUUUACCCUCUCGAUAUCGACCGUCGCCAUUGUUCUCCUGUACGCGUACCUCUCGUCGGUAAAAAACCACUGGAAGAGACUCGGCGUGGCGUACGUCAGAGGAGAGCUGUUAUUCGGCAACGCCCGCCGCAUGCUCUUCGCCCAAGAGGCGAUGCCCGCCUUUUUCCACAGGAUUUACCAACAGCUCGGCGACGUGCCCUACGGAGGAUUCCACAUGAUGCUCACGCCGUGCCUCAUGAUGAAGGACGUGAGACUCAUCAAUAGAAUCCUGGUGGCUGACUUCGCCCAUUUCAGCAACAGGUUCAGUCCUGAGAGCGUGGAGGUGGACCCGCUGGGACAGCACCUGUUCGGCAUGGGCGCCGCCCUCUGGAGGGAGAUGCGGCCCCGGAUGUCGGCUGCCUUCUCCGUCACCUCCUGCCGGCGCGACUUCUUCCUGGUGCGGCUCUGCUGCGACCGCCUCCAGCUCUUCGUGCAGGAGGCCCUGCAGGGCCGCACCAGCCGCGACUUCGACCUCAAGGACCUGCUCGCGUCCUUCACCACCGACGUCAUCGGCAUGAGCGCCUUCGGCAUCGAGUGCGGAGCUAUCGACGACCCUCACUCGCAGUUCCGGCGUAUUAGUGGUAUGAUUCUUCCGCAUUCGAAGAAAGAGAUUAUCGGCGCGAUGCUGGCCUUUAUGCUUCCAAGACUCGGGGCUGUACUGAGAGUGAAAUACUUCAGUUCCACGGUGGCGGAGUUCUUCGAUCGUAUAGUCCUGGAAACGAUGGAUUACAGAAAGAAGAACAACAUUCGUCGGGAGGAUCUGGUACAUUUUAUGAUGGAACUGAAAGAUCAAGGUUUCACGUCUGAGGAAAGCUGCGAAAAAAUAGAGGUGACUGACAACUUGGUGGUGGCGCAGCUGCUGUUGGCGUUCACUCUUGGAUUCGAGAUGACGUCGUCGGCUAUGAGUUUCUGUCUGCACGAGCUGUCCACCAACCCCGUGCUGCAGACACGCGCCCACAAGGAAGUGGACGCGGUUCUCUCCCGCCAUGGGGGUGAGAUCACCUACGACGCCAUCCAGGAGAUGACCUAUAUGGACCUGCUAGUGGCAGAGACGCUGCGGCUCUACCCGCUGCAGUCAUACCUGAUGCGGCAGUGCACGCAGACGUACCGGGUACCGGACAGUGCGCUGGUGGUGCAGCCGGGCACCAUGGUGUAUGUGCCGGUGCUGUCGCUGCACCGGGACCCCCACCACUACCCGGACCCACUGCGCUUCGACCCGCAGCGCUUCGCCGACAACCAAGGCGGUGCCACAGGCGCCCCUUACUGGCCGUUUGGCGAUGGUCCCAGGGCCUGCCUGGGACAGAAAUACGCACAGGUGGUGGUGAAGGCGGGCCUCGCGACGCUGCUUUCGCGCUUCGAGUUCCGGCCGUGCCCGCGUUCCUCCGGCCGGCCGGCAGAGUACGAGCCGCACAGGAUUCUGGCCUCCCCGGCUGGUGGGCUAUGGGUCCGCAUCAUUCCCAGGCCGUGGCUGCCAAUGCACUGAGGGCGGCCUGCGCUCCACACCUGCGGGCGGUGCUCCUGGCCAGCUCGUGGUCGUGCCCGUGAAUCCAUUGCAGCACGGAACACUUCGAGACUCACAGGUGGUCUGUGGAUCAGUCCCAUGUCCAUUUCGUUGGUGUUUCUACGGUAAAGACAGGCCACACUUCGUAUCAAUGUCGUCAUACUUAAGAGUUCCAGUUGCACACGAGAUUUCUGGAAGGCCAAUGGAAUUAGAGCCCGCCAGUAUUCAAUGCCCCCCCUCCCCCCCUCCGCUUCCACUCCCCCUACAGACGAGCUUUUGGGCCCCUGUCAGCCGCAGACGACGGCUGUUUCUCAACCGAAAAUGGGUCACACUUCAUACUGCAUCAGGCGGCUCUUCCUGGACAUUUGGACCUCGAGGUGUGCCUGAGUAAUGUGCGAGGCCGAUGGACUUCGAGCUGCUGGCGACCUAUGUGACCGUGUAAUCCACAAGCCAUGGCUGGAUCUUAUCACAGUAGGGGCUCAAAACAGCUUUGGGGAAUCCGAAGGUAACGAGGGCGGUUCAAUAAAUACUCGUCUUAGGAAUGAACGCGCCAUUGUAGCGAAGCAUUUACUCCUUUCAGUAUCUUCCAUUGACGAAUGUACACGUUUCCCAACUCCUGUGCCGUUCUCAGAAUUCUAGUAAAAUAGAAUUAAGUUAUCUAAAACACAAGCGUCUCUGUCUUGAUGGUGCUGUAGACUUUGAACUGAAUUUAUUACCUACACGAAAUUCAUUCAAUAGCAAGAUCAAGUUAUCCGUUGGGUGAGUAUGUGGAUGGAGGAGAGGGGGAGGGCAAGGUGACUGUCAACAAUUCAAAACCAAUUGGGCGGGCUUUCGGUGCCCACUUCGAAAGUUGAAGCUGGCGCUUGGUCUUUGUGCGAAAAGUACUUUCUUCUUUGAAAAAGUAGUUCGUUUUUGAAGGAAAUUCAGGAAUAUAAUGCCCCCUCCCCCUCCCUCCGCAACGCAAGCAAUCGUCCCCAAACUUAUCCAACCGACGAGUCUGCCUUUACUUUCAUUUAGGCUGACUCAUCGGAAGUUGUUUGCUUCGACUGCUCUUUGGUCCGCGGGGUAAAAUCAUGACUUCAAGUAUCGUCGCCGGUGACAGCUCGACGCAAAAUGUCCUCCUGGUCUCACUUAAACGUUUCAAAACGCAGCUUCGAAGUGGAAAGCUGUCGAUUGUCGUCCACUACAGCUAAUCGCGCCGUACGUAGGCCAGUCAAGUGAGUUCAUUUUCACCGUGUCGUGUAUAAUGUUAACCACAGCUGCCGUGGACAAACUUAUGGUCUGUGCUACCUCGUACACUCUCUCUCUGAAUGAUCAGCAAGACUUUUCAAUGAUUUGUUUGACAGCUGUGUCUACAGAGCUUCCUGAGAUGUUCGACCACCUUUAAAUACGUUGAAGCAAUACAAUCAUUUUCGCUGAUACGUAAGGGUCACCAUAAAGAGCAUAUUAGAUCAGCUUUAUAUCAUCACACGUUCUGCGCUAUUAGUGAAUUACUGAAUGACACUACAUCUGGACCAGAACGUUGUUAUCACCAUUUACUGAAAUGACUGUCAAAUGCAAACAAACUAAUGAGCCAGAUUAAUUUUUGUUUUCGCCACCUGUGAUGAUUCCGACACGAGCUAGCUUUAGAAACAGCACAUCUCUUGAAACACUCGUAAUUCCUGAACCGCCCAAGUGGAUCCAUGACACGCCACUGAGGUAUAAUCCAUUCCUCAGACGCUUCUGUUGAUGUGUGUUUGUCGUCUGGUAACGAGGUUGCAUGGCAAGAUAAGGAACGGAUCGUGAUCACACGAAAGAUAAACCAUCUUCGUGGUUGAACAACCAUACUCAUGUACCAUAUUACUGGACCUUGACCAAUAAACUUUUAUACCCAGUGCUAAUCACACUACUCGUAAACAGAAUUGACGAAGUUCCUUUCCAUUUGUCGUUCCUCUGAAUGAAAACUGUACAUAUUAAAGAAAACGUUAUAAAAUCGAA